This is a messenger RNA of Raphanus sativus (radish), 501 nucleotides long. RefSeq lists its product as uncharacterized. The transcript is spliced from 2 exons. NCBI's taxonomy places the organism in Eukaryota, Viridiplantae, Streptophyta, Magnoliopsida, Brassicales, Brassicaceae. The coding region runs from base 1 to 501 and encodes 166 amino acids. The record is from RefSeq and is a predicted model, not a curated record.
AUGGCAAAGGAAGAAGGAGGCAUGGGCCUUAGAAACCUCAUGGCUUAUCAGGACCUCGAAACCUUCGUGUCCCACUUCAUGCGUCACCAUCUUACAAUCAUUGACCUCUCCUUGCCCUCAAAUACGCUUGACACUUAUGAGUGGGAGUUGAAUGGUGUUAAGCAUGCUUCAUUUGCUUUGUCCCUCACUUGGGACACAAUGAGACCGCUAGAAGAUAAGAAGCAAUGGACGGAGUUGAUUUGGUUGAAGGGUUCAGUGCCCAAACAUUCCUUUAACAUGUGGAUUGCCAACGCAGACAGAUUCCCUACAAGAGCUCGCCUUGCAUCUUGGGGAUUCCAAAUUACAGCCACAUGUUGUCUCUGCUCUAGACAUGACGAGACUCGUGACCAUCUUCUUAUCCAAUGUGAGUUCAGUCUUGAUGUUUGGUUACAGGUCUCUUUAAGAUUCAAUCACCCGAAUGUGCGUUUCCACAACUGGAGCGAGCUCCUUUCAUGGCUUUGA